Lodderomyces margitis is the source of this 1437-nucleotide messenger RNA. RefSeq names its product Cox15p (gene COX15). The transcript has 2 exons. NCBI's taxonomy places the organism in Eukaryota, Fungi, Ascomycota, Pichiomycetes, Serinales, Debaryomycetaceae. Gene Ontology annotation, molecular function: oxidoreductase activity, acting on NAD(P)H, heme protein as acceptor. Bases 1 to 1437 code for a protein of 478 amino acids. The record is from RefSeq and is a predicted model, not a curated record. Gene Ontology annotation, biological process: heme A biosynthetic process. Gene Ontology annotation, cellular component: mitochondrial inner membrane.
AUGGGUGUAACAGCACAACCAGUUAAAAUAUUGUCAAAGCUAGGUAUAAGGACACUUUCAAACCGUCCUUUUUUAAUCUCCCACCUACGUAGCAGAGUAUCAUCGCCAAUACUCAAACAAUGCCAUGCCAAAUUUUCAACCUCAUUUAGUCAAUUUCUCAAAACUAAAAGGACGUACUCCACAAUAUCUUCAACUUUUGAUUCUGCUGCUCAAAAUACACGUCUGAUGCCCAAGCCCAAACCAGAUCAUGUUGUUCCUCCAAAAUCAGUUGGGUAUUGGUUGGUAGGGACAUCAACUUUGAUUUUCGGUAUUGUAGUGUUGGGAGGUCUCACAAGACUCACUGAGUCAGGACUUUCAAUUACUGAGUGGAAGCCAGUCACAGGAUCGGUCCCUCCAUUGAAUGAACAGGAUUGGAUAGAUGAAUUUGCAAAAUAUAAAGACUCGCCCGAGUUUAAACAGUUGAACUCGCACAUUACCUUGGAAGAGUUCAAAUUUAUAUUCUUUAUGGAAUGGAGUCAUCGAUUAGUUGGAAGGUGUAUUGGACUCUUUCUCAUAGUUCCAGCAGUGGUUUUCUAUAUGCGAAACAAGUUUACGCCAAGGCUUACCAAACGAGUCAUAGGCUUGACGGGAUUGUUGGGGUUACAAGGAGCAAUUGGCUGGUGGAUGGUUAGAUCGGGAUUGGACGAGGAGCAGUUGGCUGAAAGAAAGUCCAAACCCACCGUUUCCCAGUACCGAUUGACCACACAUUUGGGAGCAGCAUUCUUGAUGUAUCUUGCUGUGUUGUACACUGCCUUUGAAGUCUUGAAUGAGAAUAAACUACUUAGCAUGAUCAAAAAGGGCAAGGGCCAGGCCGUGGAAACUAUCAUUGGACAAUUACAAAACCCAGUAUUGAAAAACACCAGAGUGAUGGCUUUGGGAUUAUUAGUGUUGACGUUUGUCACGGCAAUGUCGGGUGGUAUGGUUGCUGGUUUAGACGCCGGUUUGAUUUACAAUACUUUUCCCCACAUGGGGGAUGAUUGGAUUCCAAACAAAGGUGAGCUUAUGUCUGAUGUAUUUUCGCGUAAGCUGGACAAGUCAGACUUGUUAUGGAGAAACUGUUUGGAGAAUCCAACCACUGUGCAACUCAUACAUCGAGUAUUUGCCACUACGACCUUUUUUGCUGUAUUGGCAGCACAUAUGUAUGUCAACAAGAGGAAAACAAUCAUUCCCAAGACGGCAAAAUCCAUGAUGCAUGCAACUAUGGGAUUUGUGACAUUGCAAGUUACAUUGGGUAUUAGCACCUUGAUAUACCUUGUACCUAUACCUUUAGCGGCUGCUCAUCAAGCUGGAGCAUUAGCUUUAUUGACUGCUGUGUUGGCAUUCUGUGCAAGAUUGAAGAAGCCAAGACCAGAAUUUGUAAGGUAUGCAAAGAGUUUGAUAAAAAAUAGAACAGUAUGA